This is a messenger RNA of Saccharomyces eubayanus, 1503 nucleotides long. It is a transcript of the gene EHD3, whose product is annotated as mitochondrial 37S ribosomal protein mS47. Gene Ontology annotation, molecular function: 3-hydroxyisobutyryl-CoA hydrolase activity. Gene Ontology annotation, cellular component: mitochondrion. The record is from RefSeq and is a predicted model, not a curated record. The transcript has a single exon. Lineage: Eukaryota; Fungi; Ascomycota; Saccharomycetes; Saccharomycetales; Saccharomycetaceae. The coding region runs from base 1 to 1503 and encodes 500 amino acids. Gene Ontology annotation, biological process: L-valine catabolic process.
AUGCUCAGAAACGCAUUAAGGUGUGCCCAGUCAUCGUCUAAAUACGGAUCUAAGACUGCAAUACGUACAUUUAUGAAUACUCAAGCACAGUUGAAUAGCGCUGCCGUCCCCCCUGUAUUAUUUACAGUGCAGGAUACUGCUAGGGUUAUAACGCUGAAUAGGCCCAAGAAGCUCAAUGCCCUGAACACAGAAAUGGCUGAAUCUGUGUUCAAAACUCUGAAUGAGUAUGCCAAGAGUGGUGCUACCAAUUUAGUUAUUUUGAAGUCCUCCAAUCAUCCUCGGUCGUUCUGUGCUGGUGGAGACGUGGCCGCUGUGGCAGCAUAUAAUUUGAAUAAGGAAUUCUCGAAAUCUAUCGAACUAUUCGCCCAUGAGUAUUCUUUGGACUUCCAAUUAGCCACUUACUCGAAACCAAUUGUCGCUUUCAUGGAUGGUAUCACGAUGGGUGGUGGUGUUGGUCUGUCUAUUCAUACGCCUUUCAGGAUCGCUACUGAGCAUACCAAAUGGGCCAUGCCGGAGAUGGAUAUUGGCUUUUUCCCGGACGUAGGUUCAACCUUUGCUCUCCCCAGAGUCAUCACAUUGGCUAACUCAAACUCACAAAUGGCUUUGUAUCUAUGUCUCACAGGGGAAGUUAUCACUGGUGUAGAUGCCUAUAUGCUUGGUUUAGCAUCUCAUUACGUUUGUAGUGAAAAUUUAGAAGCUUUACAAAGAAGAUUGGGUGAACUCAGUCCUACAUUGAAUAACAGUUCACAAUCUGCAGCAUUUUUUGGAAUGGUUAACGAGUCUAUUAAUGAAUUUCAAUCUCCACUGCCAAAAGAUUAUGCCUUCAGAUACUCUAAAGAAGAAUUGAACGUUAUCGAGACUUCUUUCAACGUGCCCAAAAAUGGUACCAUUGAAGACAUCAUGAAAAAACUGAGCCAAUACGAAGGUUCGACAGAGGGCAGGCUUUUCGCACAAGAAAUCAAAACAAAAUUAUCAACCAAAUCGCCAUCUUCUUUACAAAUUGCUCUAAGGCUGAUCCAAGAGAAUUCUAAAGAUCACAUUGAAUCAGCAAUCAAAAGAGAUCUGUAUACGGCUGCUAACAUGUGCAUGAAUCAAGAUUCUUUAGUGGAAUUUUCAGAAGCCACAAAGCAUAAAUUGAUCGAUAAACAGAAAGGGCCAUAUCCAUGGGCCAAGAAAGAGCAAUUAUUCACAUCUCAGUUGACAUCUAUCACGUCUCCUAAGCCAUCAUUGCCAAUAUCAUUAAGAAGAAAUACCUCGAAUGUCACUUGGACUCAGUACCCCUAUCAUCUGAAGUAUCAAUUACCAACCGAAAAAGAAAUUGAAGCGUUUAUUGAAAAGAAAACAGGUGAUGAUACGGGCUCUAAAGUUACCGAAAAAGACGUACUAAAUCAUUUUGCUAAUGUGGAUUCCUCUAGAAGAGGGAAACAGGGCAUUCAAUUAUUAUGCAAAGCUGUCUGUGAAAGAAAGUGUGAAGAGGUUAAUGACGGUCUAAGAUGGAAAUAA